AGGCAAAGGGCGAUAAUCGAAUAAUUUAGAACCACUACGUGCUUAUACACUGAAAAAAGCGCUUACAUUAAAAAACACAAUAUCUGCUUUCAGUGUUUUUGCGCUGUUUUUUGUGCACAAAUUUGCCUCGAUUUCGGAUAUCAGCCCUGUUUAGGUCGCACUUAGAGUUGCAAAUUUCACUCUGGACUGUCUGGAUGUUUUGGGUUUAAAAACCGUAUCGCCCAAAUUGGGCCAGAUAGUAUCCGUUUUCAAGGCGAUCUAUUUAUGCAUUAUCGGUUUCAUAUUCCCUCAGUAAGUGGGCACGAAAGUAGGAGAAGAGCAAAACCGAUAAUGAGCCUGAACGGCUCUCAUUUUCAAUAACCCAACCCCACUUUUAAGGGAUACUUAAUCACGAAACCUCGAUGCCUAGCAGAUUCGCCAUGACUACGUGGCAGUUUUCGAGGAGAAAAAAUACGUUUAGUUGGCGCUUUUUCUUCUAAGUGCCCUGUUUCGAGUAGGAAUUAAGGCUUUUUUGCACGACUUGCACAAUUAGAGUAACAAGCGCUUGGAAUUUUCAAGAUGACCACUUCGAGGGGUUCAGUUGAAAAGGAAAAAUGCCCGCUUUUACAGAAAGUGUGAAGAAUCAAUUGACUUUUGCUUUCGCGGUUUUUUCAGCUUCAAAACAUCAACCAGACGAGCCGUUUCUGAUAUCGGAAAUCCGAAGAGGAUCGAUCGCCCAUCGAACUGGCACUUUGCAUGCUGGUGAUCGGUUGCUUGCUAUUGAUGGACGACCCAUCGAUCAUCUGAGCUUGGAGUCCGCUUUCGAUAUCCUCCAAACCUCAACCAAUGACAUAGUGACCCUGAAGGUGGAGAAAACCGAAACGGAGAACUCAAAUCUAUUCUUGGACAGCGUGGUUUACACUGUUGAGCUUCACAGAUACGGCGGCCCGUUGGGCAUUACGAUAUCAGGCAGCGAGGAUUCUGGAGAUCCCAUCAUCCUAUCCAGAUUAACUGAAGGAGGUUUGGCUGAAAAAACUGGGGCCCUUCAUGUGGGUGAUCGAAUUUUGGCAAUAAAUGGAGACAAUUUGGAUCAGCGGCCCCUUUCCGACGCCAUCCGGUUGCUGCAGACAUCAGGAGACAGAGUUCAAUUGAAAAUAGCGCGGCACAUAAAAAAUGAGGAGCCUAGAUGUAGCUAUUCAAGUCCAGGGCUUAUGAGUGUAGACAGCGCUAUACAUAGCUGGGAUAGCAGCAAUACGGGCGACACUCACAACGAACACACUUCGGAACUUAAGGACAUCGAAAGUGUGCUGAGCGAUCAGCUAUCCUAUCAGGAUCAGAUCCACGAGCAGGACAAGGAUCUAACGUUGACUAAAUCGAGAAAAAGGAAUUCUGAGCUGCAGUACUACUCAGAUACUGAGGAAAUGUUCUGUCCCAGUCCGUUGCCUUUGCCGAACUACAAUUUCGGCAACAGCAUGAUUCACUACAAUCACCAUGGGGGCACUAUUGAACGACUCACCGGAUCCUGCAGCACUGAGAAUAUUUUGGAAAGGGAAAUCUAUCACGUUACUUUAUAUAAGGAUUCCAUUUACGACGAUUAUGGUUUUAGUGUGAGCGACGGUCUUUAUGUAAAAGGUGUUUAUAUCAAUAGAAUAAGAAAAGGCGGUCCUGCUGAUAUCGUAGGCCUGUUGAAGCCCUAUGAUAGAAUCAUCCAGGUCUGCAUCAUCAUCUGCAUUUGC
Molecule: messenger RNA, 1715 nt
Organism: Dendroctonus ponderosae (mountain pine beetle)
Lineage: Eukaryota; Metazoa; Arthropoda; Insecta; Coleoptera; Curculionidae
Product: glutamate receptor-interacting protein 1-like
Exons: 8
Biological process (GO): neurotransmitter receptor transport, endosome to postsynaptic membrane
Molecular function (GO): protein binding
Source: RefSeq, a predicted model, not a curated record